CAGGUGGUGUCGUCGAGGAGGAGUUUGAGAACCAAGACGCUACAGGAGACGCUAUUGAUCAAGUAACAGGAGAGACGGACGUGGAGUUCGUCACUGUGUUCGUGGAAGAUUCCACUACGACUGUACCACCAGAUGGCUCCACCACCAUCUCAAAUGAACUGACCACUACAACUCCUACGACCUCAGUUACGACCACCAAUGAACCAACUACUACAAGCAUGACAACCACGACCACAAGUACCACCACAUUAUCGACAUCCACGAUUCCUUCAACUACGACUUCUACAACGACUAUGACAACUACUACUACUCCUCGUCUGUCUACCCCGCUGACGACUACACUGGGGACCUACAGUGAAGGGAAUCGAUGGAUAUGGAGGUCUCGAAACCGUUCACAGCAGCCAACAACCACAACCCAGCUUCCCAUUUUCACCAAUAGCGGUUUUGGUGUGUUCGUUAAUGUCGCCGGGCAAAACAACAACGGGAUCGGGCAGUCCAACAACGGCUUUGGACAAAUUGAUACUAGUGUCAGGCAAACCAACAACGGUUUUGGGCAGACCAGUAGACUAAAACUUGAAGGGGUUAAUGGGGAGGCAAAUACACCAGAUGCAAAGACCGGCACAUUGAGUCCACCAAGAAAUAUGCUCCUUGGAACCUUAAUUCAACAUUACUCCAGUGGAAAAAAGGCAAGUAUCACCAACCCGAGCCCUACGAGCAAUGGUAAUCAGGGCGCACCAACCAACAGGCUAUCGGGCACUGCAGCUCCCGGGUAUAUGAUGCCACAAAAAUUACCAUUCACAGUGUCAGCCCCAACUGACAGACUGGCAACUACGCAGCAAACACAGUCUCAAUUAGGCUCUCCGAGUUCCAAUAAAGAAAGGAUCAGAGAUGGAACUUGGCAAUGGCAAUCAAAGUUCCAGGAGAAGAAUAAUCCUGGAGUGCCACAGUCUGGGACCUCAAGCUACUCGGCCAACACCCACAGGAGGCCCAUCAAUACCGCUUCGAGGAUGUGGACCUGGAAUUGAGCUAACCUGGAAGAGUUACGUUAGAGAGACACUCAUCCCAUGUCUGGCAAAUUCAAAGCCUUUGUUAAUCACUUUUAUGUUGUUAUUUUAUAACAUUUAUAACAUUUUAUAAGCCAUGUAAGUAAAUAUUUCUACUAUAGUAUAACCAAAAGGCAUCAGCCCCUACGAUGGUUUUCACGAGCACAUUAUCAUAUAAAAGUUAGUGCCUCGUGCUGUUGAUCUCGGCUAGUUGGAUAGUAGUCACUAGGAGGCUAAUUUAACGAGGUGCAGCACCGUAUUACGUUUCAUUUGACACCAA
Homarus americanus (American lobster) is the source of this 1323-nucleotide messenger RNA. RefSeq names its product mucin-5AC-like. The coding region runs from base 219 to 1025 and encodes 268 amino acids. Lineage: Eukaryota; Metazoa; Arthropoda; Malacostraca; Decapoda; Nephropidae. The record is from RefSeq and is a predicted model, not a curated record. The transcript is spliced from 2 exons.